CUGCAUUCUGACUAGCGGCCAAGCACAUGACAUUCUGAACUUCAGCGAAGAUACAGGAAGACUAUGUCAGAGCGUCACGAUGACUAUGCAAGGUAACAGUACAACCUCUCCUUUGUUCCCAAACAUCAGCUCCUCCUGGGUGCACAGCCCCUCAGAGGCAGGGCUGCCCUCGGGGACAGUCACUCACUUGGGCAGCUACAACAUUUCGCAAGCAGCUGGGAAUUUCUCCUCGAACGACACCUCCAGCGACCCUCUCGGGGGUCACACCAUCUGGCAAGUGGUCUUCAUCGCCUUACUAACAGGCUUCCUGGCGUUGGUGACCAUCAUCGGCAACAUCCUUGUCAUCGUGGCUUUCAAGGUCAACAAACAGCUGAAGACGGUCAACAACUACUUCCUGUUGAGCCUGGCCUGUGCAGACCUGAUCAUUGGGGUCAUUUCCAUGAACCUGUUCACCACCUACAUCAUCAUGAACCGCUGGGCACUGGGGAACCUAGCCUGCGACCUCUGGCUCUCCAUUGACUACGUGGCCAGCAACGCUUCUGUCAUGAACCUGCUGGUCAUCAGCUUUGACAGGUACUUUUCCAUCACGAGGCCGCUCACCUACCGAGCCAAACGAACAACAAAGCGAGCCGGCGUGAUGAUCGGUCUGGCUUGGGUCAUCUCCUUUGUCCUGUGGGCUCCUGCCAUCUUGUUCUGGCAGUACUUUGUAGGGAAGAGAACUGUGCCCCCGGGAGAAUGUUUCAUUCAGUUCCUGACCGAGCCCACCAUCACCUUCGGCACGGCGAUCGCUGCCUUUUAUAUGCCUGUCACCAUCAUGACUAUUUUAUACUGGAGGAUCUAUAAGGAAACUGAGAAGCGUACCAAAGAGCUGGCUGGGCUACAGGCUUCCGGGACAGAAGCCGAGGCAGAAAACUUCGUCCACCCCACCGGUAGUUCUCGGAGCUGCAGCAGCUACGAACUACAGCAGCAAAGUAUGAGGCAUUCAUCCAGGAGGAAGUACGGCCGCUGUCGCCUCUGGUUCACGACCAAGAGCUGGAAGCCCAGCGCUGAGCAGAUAGACCAAGACCACAGCAGCAGCGACAGCUGGAAUAACAAUGACGCUGCUGCCUCCCUGGAAAACUCGGCCUCCUCUGACGAAGAGGACAUUGGCUCGGAGACCAGAGCCAUUUACUCUAUUGUGCUCAAGCUUCCGGGUCACAGCACCAUCCUCAACUCUACCCAGCUACCCUCCUCAGACAGCCUGCAGGUGCCGGACGAGGACCUGGGGGCCGCUGACGUGGAGAGGAGUGCCAACAAGGCCCAGGAGGGCACGGAUGGCGGGGACAACUGUCAGAAGAGCUUCCCCAAGCUGCCCAUGCAGCUAGAGUCUGCUGUGGACACAGCCAAGACCUCCGACACCAACUCCUCGGGGGACAAGACUGCGGCCGCCCUACCUCUGUCCUUCAAGGAGGCCACGCUGGCUAAGAGGUUUGCUCUGAAGACCAGAAGUCAGAUCACCAAGCGGAAAAGGAUGUCACUCAUCAAGGAGAAGAAGGCGGCCCAGACCCUCAGUGCCAUCUUGCUGGCCUUCAUCAUCACAUGGACCCCGUACAACAUCAUGGUCCUGGUGAACACCUUCUGUGACAGCUGCAUACCCAAAACCUAUUGGAACCUAGGCUACUGGCUCUGCUACAUCAACAGCACCGUGAACCCCGUGUGCUACGCCCUGUGCAACAAGACGUUCAGAACUACCUUCAAGAUGCUUCUUUUGUGCCAGUGUGACAAGAGGAAGAGACGUAAACAGCAGUACCAGCAGAGACAGUCAGUCAUUUUUCACAAGCGAGUGCCCGAGCAGGCCUUGUAGGAAAAGGGCUUAUCGACAGCAGUGACCACACACGCACAUCAGCCCACGAAGCCUAGCGGGAGCCUGGCACGGGGUAGGAGGCCAUUCCUGAUGGUGAUAAA
Acomys russatus (golden spiny mouse) is the source of this 1944-nucleotide messenger RNA. RefSeq names its product cholinergic receptor muscarinic 3 (gene Chrm3). NCBI's taxonomy places the organism in Eukaryota, Metazoa, Chordata, Mammalia, Rodentia, Muridae. The transcript has 2 exons. Gene Ontology annotation, biological process: regulation of vascular associated smooth muscle contraction; G protein-coupled receptor signaling pathway, coupled to cyclic nucleotide second messenger; positive regulation of smooth muscle contraction. The coding region runs from base 80 to 1843 and encodes 587 amino acids. The record is from RefSeq and is a predicted model, not a curated record. Gene Ontology annotation, cellular component: plasma membrane; synapse; dendrite. Gene Ontology annotation, molecular function: G protein-coupled acetylcholine receptor activity; G protein-coupled serotonin receptor activity.